Molecule: messenger RNA, 1791 nt
Organism: Anguilla rostrata (American eel)
Lineage: Eukaryota; Metazoa; Chordata; Actinopteri; Anguilliformes; Anguillidae
Gene: gm2a
Product: ganglioside GM2 activator
Exons: 4
Coding region: 255-857 (200 amino acids)
Biological process (GO): ganglioside catabolic process; lipid transport
Cellular component (GO): cytoplasmic side of plasma membrane
Molecular function (GO): lipid carrier activity; enzyme activator activity
Source: RefSeq, a predicted model, not a curated record
GAAUAGAAGCAUCAAAACUCCGGACCACGGAACUGCGUGCUGGGGAGCCUAUGAGGUGUCUGCUGUGAACCUUUUUAAAUAUUCAUGCCAGCUGAUAUAGGGUUGUGUUUGGCACCGAGGUUACAGCUGUAAUUAGUUUCUGUAGUCGUGUAUCGUAAAUUGCACUCACCAAAGCAUUACCGCGUACGGUAUUGCAUCAAGACUUCCAGGAAACACUGCUGCUACUGUAUAUCCAGUACAAACAGACGAUCAACAUGAAAACCAUAAUUGUUGCAGUUUUUCAGGCGUUCUUUUUCGUCAAUGUUUUUAUUCAGCAAGGGAAUUGUGAUGUUUUUUUCAAGAGGCACACGCCAAAAAAUACCAAGAUUCUCGGUUUCUCUUGGGAGAACUGCGGUAAACCCGCCGAUCCAGCUGUGUUGAAGAGCCUUGAUUUGUCACCUGACCCAAUAGGUAUUCCCGGAGACGUGACUGCCAGUGCUGCUGGUACUACGACUGUGGGGCUGGUUGCUCCUCUGUCUCUGAACGUGACCCUGGAGAAGGAGGUGGCUGGAUUCUGGGUUAAGGUGCCCUGUGUGGAGGAGCUCGGGAGCUGCCAUUACCCCGAUGGGUGCCAGCUGCUGGACAUGCUCAUCCCUCCCGGUCAGGACUGUCCUGAGCCCCUGCACACAUACGGGAUCCCCUGCCACUGCCCCUUCAAGGCGGGGGAUUAUUCGCUGCCUAAGUCUGACUUCUACCUGCCGAACGUGGACCUGCCAUACUGGCUGACCAAUGGGAAUUACAAAGUGGAGGGAGUACUGGGUUCAAAUGGCCAGGAGCUGGGCUGCCUCAAAGUGGCCCUCUCUCUCCACUCAAACUAAUCCCAGGUCCAGCACCAUCCACAUCCAUGUCUUUGGGCAACCACCUUGGAUAUCUAUAUUCCACGAAUCAAGAUAUGUACCAGUUGACCGAACUGUAAUAAUUACAUGGGCUUAUUCAGAAAUUAUACCAAUAGCUUAAACACUUUUUUUAUAUUGAAGUAGCAGGUAUGGGAAUGAAGUAUUACUAGAAAACGUUUCACAGAAAUUAAUAGGUGAGCCCUUAAUAAGUGAGGUUGUUAACCACUGCUUUGCCGAACCAGUACUUUGCCUUGUCUCAAAUGCCAUUUAUCUACGUUUUAAGGCCAAUACUUUUUUUAAGCAAAUGACAUAUUAAUAUUAAAGAUGCAUUGAAUGCAGUAUUUCACUUUAUUUAGUGAGAGCAUAUUAGUAUGUUUUCUGUAUAAUGUACUGUAAAAUCUUCAGGUUCUCUAAGGUACAUGGGGAAGAGGUUCACCAGAAUAUUUCUAUGAAGUUUCUUUCUUCGUUUUUAAUUGUAUAUUUGAUUAAAUGCACUUUUGGGUUUUACCAUGUCAUAUGUAUGAUUCCAUGUUCUUUUGCAAAUCAUAUGGAGCCUACUCCAGUGGGAAUAAUUGUAUGUUUCAUUGAAUUAUGGCAGAAUGCCAAUGUUACAAUAUUACCCUAAAAUGCUAGCCACUGCUGUGCCUGUGAUGAUGCGUGCAGUUAACUGAGGUCUGACAUAUGCAGUUUUUGUGAAUGUAGAAAUCAUGCUGGAACAGGAGAUCUGGAAUCUCCACUUGUUAUGGUAGUGUUGACGAAUGGAGCCAAAAUCUUUCAUAUAUUGUAUGAGACUUGGCAGGGUUUUUAACUGUUUUGUUCACGUCAUCUCAUCUUCUAUUGUUUGUUCUACAUUGUGUCAUUUUGUACCAGUGUCUAAUCUCUUAAAUAAAUCACUUUAUUUCCCAUUUUUUUAUGA